GUCCAGCUGCUUCUGGUCCAAUCAGAAUUGACAGGAGGUGGGAGUGGGACAGCGGCCGGAAUGGAAGCGGGUUGCAGGCAGAAUUUGGAUUCAUUGAAUGAAUCUGUGGUGAAAGGUCAUAAUUUAACUCCAGCUGUAAGCACGGAACCUGAAGAAAAUGGUGCAUCUUGUGAACGGAAAUUGCCAGAAACCCCAACAUUUGAAUCCAGCUGCAAGAAACACUGCACAGAUGCUUUGCUUCACAGCAGCCUGGAACGGAUGAGGAGAGAGCGCAUUAAGGAUUGUUGUGACCAGUUACGAGUGCUUUUGCCGUAUGUGAAGGGAAGAAGAACUGAUGUGGCUUCCAUCCUGGAGAUGACAGUGGAAUAUAUGAGAUACAUUUAUGGUAGAAUACCAAACAAUGUUAUGUCACAGAUUCUUGAAAUCUUUCAGACAAAUUCAAGAUAUUGUAAAUAUGUAUGGAAGGCACAUGAUCACAAGUAUCCCCAAAACCAGUUAACACCGAGGAGGAAUGUUUUUACCAGUAAUUCAUCUUCAGAAAAAAUAAAACCAAAAAUUCAGUAUGCUCCAUACCAAUUCACAGGAAAUGAAUAUUUCAACAAUCAUAAAACAGAUGAUGCAAGUACUAUGAAUAGCACUUUUGUAUAUCCAAAGGCUGCUUUUGAGUCCAAUCAAUACUAUGUUCCUGCCACCAAAAGAUUAGUUCCACAACUUCAAACAAGUUUGUCUCCAAAUAUUCCUCCUCCGUCAGUCAUUUCUAUUCCAUAUGAUGUUCAAAAUAUUUGCCUCACUAACCUAGCUAAUAGCUCAAUUUUCCUCUCAACUGGUCGUCCCAGUGGUUCAGUCCCAGUGUUUACACCUUGGGCCUCUGAUGUAGCUAGGUCUUGUAUUGCACCUUCCCCUCUACCAUUUUCCAGUGACUGUCUGAAUUCUCUAUCAUCACUUCAUUCAGGAUAUUCUGUCAACCCUUAUUCUGUAAUGUCUACUUCCGUUACACAAACUGUAAACACAUCCUCUUCUCCAGCAAUGACAUUCACUAGCAUAAGUCAUGCACUAACUAAUUUCCCAGCAAAGCCUCCCACAACUACAUGGACAACCAGUGGGGAACAACGUGGAACAGAAGCAAGAGAAAAUGUUUGCAACGUAAUUGAUUAGAUCGGCUCUGCGAGGGAAAUAACAUUCAAGUGUAAUCUCGAGAUGUACCAAAGAAGAGAGAAAUGGAAGAUUGGUGGAAAAUUAAAGCAAUUUUGAUGGGAAAAGAAACUUUCAACAAGACAAUUUUGAUUCUAACUGCAUGGGAAAGCUACAGGGGGUCCUAGCUAUUAGUUACUUUUAAUUGAUGGCCAAUUAUUGGGAGUUAAUCUGAAACUAUGAUGAAUCCCAGCUAUAAUUAAUGCUGGCAUUCAUCAUUUAAAAUCUAUAUGCUUUCAAAUUCUGGAACUGAAAUUUCCACCACAGGGAAGCCCAUUAUUUUGCUGACAAAAGAAACUUUGUAUUGAAUUUUGUGAUGCAUUGAAAUUAAAGCCAUUAUUAAAUGCAACUAGUGAAAUCAUAUCAAUAUGUAGACUCUGGUUUAAAAGUGAAGGGUAAACAAAUGAAUAGACUUGCAACUUUUAAAGUUUCUGAAGGUGGUCUUGAGUCUGGGAAAGUAAUUUUAUCUAAUCCUGUCUGACAAGAGUAUGCCAGUUUUGGGUAAGCCCAUUUGUGCAUUUGUCUUAUUUUGUACUCCAUUGAAUUCAUUGUAAAAAAAAAAUCAGGCAAUGAUUUGAUUUGAAACAGUUCUGUUUCUGGUGGAUGAGAUAGAAUAAAAUGAUCUCUUUUGAAAGUAUUAAGUUAACAUAAAAAUACAUCGUCAAAAUCAUUGUCAAAACUAAGUUCUAAAAAAAGUUGCAAGUUUGAAGAAAAAUGUUAAAAUUAUAAAUAUUAGAAUUUUUGAAUAUUGCUACAAAGGAUUUUUUUAUUUGAUUUGAGAUUUCUACAUUAAUAUGUGGUGAGCUGGGUUUGGACUUAAGUUAAUUUCUGCCAAUUGUACUAGCAAACAAUGCUGUCUAGGAUAGAGAUUUUUACCACCUAUAUUAUCAGCAAGUUUUGCACUGCUUCUCUGAACUGCUGUUCAAUAAAGUAUAAAAUUGCAUGACAAAGACAAUGAUAUAGAUAGCCCAACCAGCGCUGUAAUGAAUUUGCGACACUUAAGUUUUCAUGUUGAAACAGUUAAUAUUUUACCAAGGUGUAUGUACUAACAAUUUAAAAAAAAUUGUAAUCUUGCUCUGGUUUUAUACCAGUAUAACACAUGUAAUAUUUAACUAAAGCUUUAAAGUGUUAGUUGAAAAUUGUUUGGUAGCUUAAUGCAAUGUCAUUGAUAUAAUUUCUCAAUUUGUCUAAAUCUAGCUCCAAGAAGGAAAAGGAGAGUAAGUAAAGGACCUAACUUGGAAAUGU
Molecule: messenger RNA, 2436 nt
Organism: Pristis pectinata (smalltooth sawfish)
Lineage: Eukaryota; Metazoa; Chordata; Chondrichthyes; Rhinopristiformes; Pristidae
Exons: 8
Coding region: 61-1155 (364 amino acids)
Biological process (GO): spermatogenesis; regulation of DNA-templated transcription
Cellular component (GO): nucleus
Molecular function (GO): RNA polymerase II cis-regulatory region sequence-specific DNA binding; protein dimerization activity; DNA-binding transcription factor activity, RNA polymerase II-specific
Source: RefSeq, a predicted model, not a curated record